AUGGCAGAUAAAUUCGUUAUCGCUCACGGGAGAGAAAAAGGCAGAGGCCAGGAAAUAGUGUAUGCGCUGGAAAAGCUCAGCACAAAGGUGCAGUGGCCGCAAAAAAUGAAGUCAGAUACGAGCACCAGGAAGUCGAACGUUCUAUGUGAAUUCCACCAGGAAAGAGGACACAAGACCGAAGACUGCAUAGGUCUGCGACAGGAAGUGGUAAGAAUGCUAAAUCAGGGAUACCUGAAAGAGUUGUUGAGCGAUCGAGGACAGGCUAACUUCGCUCGCGGACGUGAUCAACCUCAGGGAACUCCAAAACCACCAUCACCAGCUCGCACCAUACAAAUGAUCAUUGGUGGCGACAACGAUAUGGUUAUCAACCAUGUGAAAUUCACUACCACACACAAACUCAAGCGGACAGUCGCCCAUGAACGGUAUGACGACCUCGAAGAUAGUAUCAUCUUCGAUAAGUCGGAUACCAACGGUUUGUCUUUCAGUCACUAUGAUGCUUUGGUUAUAACUUUACAUAUCGCGGAUACCAAUGUAAAAAGAAUAAUGGUGGAUGACGGAAGCGACGUAUCUAUUAUUUACCCACGAGUCAUCAUACAGAUGAGACUUGAGGAUAAGAUAGUACCGCGUUGUAUAACACUAACGGGUUUUAAUAAUGUAGUGGAACGGACCUCUGGAAAGAUAGUGCUACCCGUUCUGGCAGCAGGAGUCACCCUGGAAACGAAAUUCCACAUCAUGAACCAAGAAAUAGCCUACAAUGCCAUCAUAGGGCGGCCGUGGAUACAUGCCACGCAAGUCGUCCCGUACCAAGUAAUCAAAUUCCCUACCCCAUGGGGGAUAUUCAGCAUUCGGGGACAGCAACGCACCACCCAGGAAUGCUAUCGAAUCACCCAGGACUGCACACACACCCAACAACUAAAGGGGCAAGUGCAGAAGCAUAGCAAUCAGCCAUAUCGGGAACCAAACCCGACAUACAAAUAG
Nicotiana tabacum (common tobacco) is the source of this 978-nucleotide messenger RNA. The record is from RefSeq and is a predicted model, not a curated record. NCBI's taxonomy places the organism in Eukaryota, Viridiplantae, Streptophyta, Magnoliopsida, Solanales, Solanaceae.